GUUACAGACAAUUGUACGUUUGCUUUUAUUUCGUCGCUAUAAAAUGCUAAGCCCACCGUCUCUCUCACUCUCAAACACACCAUCUGCUGGGACUCUGAAGAAGAAAAAUCUCUCCCUCUCUCUCUCUCCCCAAAAAUCAACGAAUAAACAGAAUUGAUUUUAGGUUUUGAAUCGUUCAUCGAAGCUUUCAAGCGACAACAAUGGUGGUGAAAGGAAGGCACACUCGAGUUCCGUCUCGGAAAUCGUCGUCUUCCACGCUUCUUUUCGCCAUGCUAAUCAUGUUCUCCUUCCUUGUUCUCAUCCUUCUCACUCUCGGAAUUCUCUCGAUUCCGAGCAGUUCCGGCGAUACUCCGAAAGCUAAUGAUCUCAGCUCAAUCGUUCGCGCGACUAUGGAAAGGAGUGAGGGAGAAUCUCAAGGAUCAUCUCAGUGGGUUGAAGUGAUCUCCUGGGAGCCAAGAGCGUUCGUUUAUCAUAAUUUCCUGUCCAAGGAUGAAUGUGAGCAUUUGAUCAAUCUUGCUAAGCCUCAUAUGCGAAAGUCUACUGUAGUUGAUAGUGCAACUGGCCAGAGUAAAGAUAGUAGGGUGCGUACUAGCUCUGGAACAUUUUUAGCACGGGGACAUGAUAAAAUAAUCACAAACAUCGAGAAAAGGAUUGCAGAUUUCACAUUUGUACCUGUAGAGAAUGGUGAAGGGCUUCAAAUUCUCCACUAUGAAGUGGGCCAAAAGUAUGAACCUCACUAUGACUACUUUAGUGAUGAGGUUAAUACUAAGAGAGGAGGUCAACGCAUUGCUACAGUCCUAAUGUACCUCUCAGAUGUUGAAGAAGGGGGUGAGACAGUAUUCCCUGCUGCCAAAGGAAAUUAUAGUUCUGUGCCUUGGUGGAAUGAGCUAUCUGAAUGCGGAAAGAAAGGGCUUUCUAUUAAACCAAAGAUGGGUGAUGCAUUGCUUUUCUGGAGCAUGAACCCAGAUGCAAGUCUAGAUCCUUCAAGUUUGCAUGGUGGAUGCCCUGUUAUUAAAGGGAACAAGUGGUCAUCUACAAAAUGGAUGCGUCUCCUUGAGUAUUAAAUUUAAUUUACAAUUCUAAAGAUGAGUUGUUACAAGAGCCUUCACUUACCUCUGAUGACAAAUGAUGGAAUGGUGGCAGCCUUGUUGGGUGCGUUGGUUGCGGAGAGCAGAAUUCAACAUGGAAGUGCGUAGACAGUAGGUAUAGCACUGACGGUGGGGCUCAUGUUUAAUCUAUUUGUGGGCAGGUUCUUAUUGAGAUGGUUUUCAAUAAAGAACUACCAAAAUUUGUUGGUGUGUUUUAGUUUGAAGUUUGCAGUUGACGUUCAUGCCUAUGAAAGUGUAAUAAGUGUCCUUUAUGUAGCGGAAUUUAAAGUUUGCAGUUGAUGUUCACACUUAUGAAAGUGUACAUGAUCAAGGUUAAGAAUAUUAUGAGCUUAUCACAAGAUGAAGAUGAGGCCUUGUAUCAUUAUAAAAGUGUAGAAGAGAUAUUUGUUUGUGAAAGAAAUAUGAAGAUUUUUUAUUUAAUUUUUUUUAUUUAUUGUCAUUGUUGACGGUGAUAAGAAGUUUAUGAGCACAAGAAGCUCGAAGUUUGUGAUUUCGAAGCCAAGGAAAUCAAAUUACGAGUAAUUCUUGAGAAGAUUGAUUAUCAUAGAUGAAAGGUUGAUGUUCAUCAAUUAGGAUUCUAGUAGGAAAGGCAAUACAUUAUUUUUGAUUUAAAUAUGCAUAGAUAAUUCCAAUUUUAUUAUUAAUGCUCAAUUAGUGAUAUUGUGUAUGAGUUGAAAUUUUACGAGAACAACAACGUUAGAUUGUGCAAUUUAGAAGGACUAAAUGUCCGGUCUGGGCAGACACACGGUGAAUAUGGCAACUAAUCGUCCCUCAAUAUCUAUUUUCAAACCCUGUGUUUCCCAUCUUUGUUUUGUUCAUGGGAAUAUGCUUCUUUGAGAUGAAUAGUUAGUGCAUUAUCGAUCCAUGAAAGUUUUCGAUUU
This is a messenger RNA of Cornus florida, 1990 nucleotides long. Its product is annotated as probable prolyl 4-hydroxylase 10. The transcript is spliced from 8 exons. Gene Ontology annotation, biological process: peptidyl-proline hydroxylation to 4-hydroxy-L-proline. Bases 201 to 1064 code for a protein of 287 amino acids. The record is from RefSeq and is a predicted model, not a curated record. Gene Ontology annotation, molecular function: iron ion binding; procollagen-proline 4-dioxygenase activity; L-ascorbic acid binding. Gene Ontology annotation, cellular component: endoplasmic reticulum. Lineage: Eukaryota; Viridiplantae; Streptophyta; Magnoliopsida; Cornales; Cornaceae.